UUGGAGAGAGCAAUAAAUGCGAAGGGGUUCUUUUCCCCACGUGCGUUCCUGUGUGGUUCCCCCCCCCCCCCCCCCCCCCCCUUCCGAGUACGUUGUCAUGCGGGUGCCGGACAUCAUCCAAGGUGUCACCAUUAUGCUUCGCUUUUUCCUCCCGAAGCGGUCUGCGGCACACACACGACCGGUUCGCACUUAACUGUUCCUCCAUGUAGUGCGCGCGUCGGAGGCGAGUGCAGCAAUAGGUGGGUAGCUAGGUAGGUAGGUAGGUAGGUAGGUAAUCGACUUUACUUCUCUGACAGGUCAUCAUCCAUCUUCCUUGUGUCAUCUCAUCUGCUGGCGAUUAUUGCUGAAUAUUACUCCUUCAGUUUGUUGAUGCCGUAUAAGCAACUGAAGAUGCAAUAUAUUUCAGGCAGCGUAGAUAUGCAAUUGGUAUUUUCUGUGAUUCUGUUUAUCUUGACUUUUUUUUUCUCGGCGAUCAGUCGUAUUUUUUUUCUUCUGACUUUGUCGUUUUCUGGGAAACGAACCGCAUUCUAUCUCCGUCGCGCCCUACGGCACAUGGUCGUCUCUUCGUCUUCGCGUUCUUGAAGUUGUUCUUCCGUUCGUACGACCCCAGCCUUCGCCGCAAGGGGUAUGGUUCUGUUUGUCAGACGUUGUGUGAGAGACAUGAAGCUCACGUGGUCGGACAUAAGGGGGCGAGCGAAGUGUCUGCUUACCGGCAUGGAUGGCUGUGAGGUUUGAUAGGGAUCUGACAGUGUUUCGCACGUUGAGUUUACUAUCGCGUAGUAGCCGUUUGGGUGCCUGCCCGUCUGCCGUUAGCGCUAUAAGAGGGGUUGUUGAUGACGGACGCGCUGAUUUAUUCACUGUAACUCAUCGGUUCUGACGCGGGCGGUUUGAUGCGGUUUUUAGCUUGUUCUUCGUCCGUACGACGAGGAGGCGCGAGGACGGUUAGGGUAUAACAAAACUCACUUCUAGAUGGUAGUUUGGGUGCGCGUGGGAUGGGAUCCCUCUUGCGGGUCUGGGGAUGGUCUUACGUUGGUGUGAAACUGCGCGGGGGCCAUCAAUCCGUCUUCGACUGCGACGUCGACUGUGGUGUGAUUAAUUACCGUAUGAUUACUUGGUUCAUUGAGUGAGAGGUGAUCGAUUGAUUGACUGAUUGAUUGACUGAUUGAUUGGUUGGUUGAUUGAUUGAUUGAUUGAUUGAUUGAUUGAACGAGAUUGGGUUUGGUGCUGGUAUCGUGCCGUAGAGGGGUGUAUCUCGGUGUGCCGGUGGUGGCAACAAGCUGACCUUCUCUUGUUCGAGAAGAAGCCGAAGAAGCAGCGAGGAGGAGUAAGGAGCUUCAUCUCGCUUGUUGUUGUGAUUGCUACCGUCCCGACCUUAUGUUCGCGGAUGGCUUACUCUAAAUGGAAAGUCGGGCGAGCGCCGGGCGAUCAGUAUAUAUAGAGAAACUGGGAGAGCGAUGUGUGACGAGAUCAGACGAGCAGUCGGGAGAGAGGAAGCGAUAGUGGGGGAUGGAUGAAGGCGAGGGAGAGAAAGUGGGGGGAUUAAAGGAGAGAAAGUGGGGGGAUUAAAGGGGAGUGGUUGGAAGGAGGGAAGCAGGAAAGACGACCAGACGGAUGUUUGUGUUGUCGGCCGCAUGGCACUUAGUGACUUCUCGUCUGGCUUUCGCACUUGCUAGCGCGAAUCGCCCGUAAUAGUGGGGACCAUAGACCGUACAGCUAGAUUGGAAUACAGAUAGACGUACCGAGAGAGGGUAUGUAGAUGUCGUACAUACACAGAGGCUAUUGCUCGAUCCAUGCCGUGGGGAUUGCGGGGAGGCAAGUUGCAAAUAUGGCAUGGACGCGAUUAUUGAACGCUGAGGUGGGGGUGCGACCAGAUACAGCUGAUGUUGAUUAUACGUAUGUGCGAUGGAGAGCAACUGUACAAACCGUCGAUCGAGGAUCUACUGAUGUUUUCCGGUUGAGUGAAAGUGCAGGUAUGCUAGUAAUAAAGGGAAGGUGUCGUCAAGGCGCAGAGGGGUUGCGGCGUAUGAUGCGCGUUGUGGUAUUGGGAGGGGAGAGUGGGUGGUAAUGGAGUGCUGGAGAAGCUGAGGUUGGUGGGGGGGAUGGGGGGAGGGGAGAAGGAUGUGCAAGGAGAAGUAAGGGGGUCGUAGGUCAAGACAGUGACGAUAAGCAAGGAUGUGGAAGGACAAGGGGGGGGUCAUAGGUCGAGACAGUGACGGUAAGGACGGCGAAGCAGAGGAGGGUGGAGGAGGAUCAUUGGAAUCCAUGCUAUUGACAGUAGAAGCCAUGCCUCUGACGAUAGAAGCGGUUUGACCGAAUUAUUAUGUGCUGAAGACUGAGUUCAACACUGCUAUAUACCGUGUGGACAAAAUUGUCAGGGUGGGAGUCUUUUUAUCGGCAGAGGGAUUUGCCCCGUAGAGAGGCUGUGGUUAUAAGAGUGGGGAAAGAGGAAGAAGAGAGAGGGCAGCAAGAUUGAGCGAGCGAGAGACUGUGUUAUUGUUUGCUUUUUGCUAUUUUUCUUAUUGUAGGAAAGCCUCUUAUGGGUUGCGGGGAAGGCGACCGAAGGACGUGAAAACAAUUGACGACAACAGGUUUUUGUCUGCGAAUGAGCGCUCAGUGGAUGUGUGGUAGGCUUGAAGGCGAGAGGAUGUUCAUGAUGAUGAUGAUGAUGAUGAUGACGCCGAUGAUGAUUUUCGAUAGGUUAUGAGUCUCUGCCCUUUCCCGACAGGCUGCCUUCUCGUUUGACGCUUUUACGCAGUUGAGCAUCCAAUCAAAUACGGUAGCUGAUGUGAUUGAGGGUGAUGGAUAGAUAAGAAAUCCGCAAAGACGGGGCUUGGUGUGGUUUAGGUUAUUAUCAUUCUUUUCGCUCGCCCUUGAUUCAGAAAUGCCCUCUAGUAAUUUGUAAAUUAGACACUAGUAUUGUAUGUCGAUUUAUAUGCAUCUACUCUCCCAAUUCGGGUGGAGAGCGGCGGAGUUCGUUCUUUCUCUCGGUUUCCCCUGUGAACGGCCCUUGUUUUCUCUCUGUCUUUCUUGUCUCCCCAUGUGAUCUCGGCUUGUUUUUUUUUUUUGUUUUUUUGUGCGUCUUUCCCCUCUAUUGCACUGACACCCAUAAUGUGUUUGCCCUCUCCCAGUUCCCCUUUUCAUCGUCAUUCGUGCUCCUUCGCCUUCAAUUUCAUCUCCUCUUCCUCUUCCUCUUCCUCUUCCUCUUCCUCCUCAAGAUUGCCUCCCUGUUGCUGCUCCUCUCUGUGCUCCGCUGUGUCCUCUCCCCCUGGUUCCCUCUUCGUCUGUUCGCUUUCCGUUUUCCAUCUUGUUUUCUGUGUCUUUUCCCCACGCCCUCGUCGCUCGACAGGUCUCUUUUCCGUUUCUUUCUGUUGCUUUCCUUUUUCCAUCUUGUUUUCUGUGUCUUUUCCCCACACCCUCGUCGCUCGACAGGUCUCUUUUCCGUUUCUUUCCGUUUUUGUCUUGUUUUCUGUGGAAGUAUGUGGCAGCCCAUUUUUCUUGCCGCCUCCUGUGGUUGAACCCAUGGCCCCCCUAUGAGGGUUCGAUUGCUUUGGUUUUCGUCUCCUUCCUUAUGUCAUCCCUGUCUCGUUGGCGUGGUUUCUCGUUUUUGUUCUUUGUGAGAGGCAUUUCUUCACGACAUUUUCCAUUUCAAUAAUUGCUUCCGCGAGUGGUUAUACUCACAUACGGCUGGGCCUGGCUACCGGGCAAACAUCUGUACGCUUGCCUCUGCCUGUCCUAAGUCGCCUUCCUCCCGCCCUUGUUCAUAUCAAAUAUCCUAUUCUUCGGACGGAAGCCAACCAACAACGCGAGUAUUUGGCGGAUUUGUCCUCGAACGUGUCAUUGAGGAUACGCACGCCUCUCAUUUGGCAGAUGGCAGGCAGGCAAAAUACCUAUCUUCUGAUUGUAGAUGGCCAUGAGCUGCAGCCGGCCCGAAUGACAGAAGGGCAGAAGGAUCGGCGUGUGGCUCUAAAGGACCAAGGGGGAGGCGGUCGAAGAGGUUUAUUUCCCCCCCUGCGAACUGGCUGAUGGGUUGUGGUUAUAAGCCUGCAAGCAUCAGACGAG
Messenger RNA from Chara braunii, 4059 nucleotides. The record is from the annotation of a GenBank genome assembly. Lineage: Eukaryota; Viridiplantae; Streptophyta; Charophyceae; Charales; Characeae.